Messenger RNA from Prunus dulcis (almond), 1469 nucleotides. RefSeq names its product 6-hydroxynicotinate 3-monooxygenase. Gene Ontology annotation, molecular function: FAD binding. Lineage: Eukaryota; Viridiplantae; Streptophyta; Magnoliopsida; Rosales; Rosaceae. Bases 14 to 1279 code for a protein of 421 amino acids. The transcript has 3 exons. The record is from RefSeq and is a predicted model, not a curated record.
AGAGAAGAGAGAGAUGACUGAUCAGAAGAAAAAGCCCAAGGCAGUGAUAGUGGGAGGGAGCAUAGCAGGGGUAUCAUGCGCACACACGCUAAUAUUAGCUGGGUGGGAUGUUGUGGUGGUAGAGAAAUCAUAUGCAGCCCCAACUGGAAGCCCAACCGGGGCAGGACUUGGCCUUGACCCUCUGGCUCUAAAACUCAUUCAGUCAUGGAUCAAAGAGCCCGAGCUUCUCAACAAGGCCACUUUACCCCUCACAAUUGAUCAGAAUGAUGCAAUAGAUGGUGAGAAAAAGGUAAAAUGGACAUUAACUAGAGAUGAGGACUUCAACUGUAGAGCAGCACAUUGGGCUGACCUACAUGCCCUACUGUACAAUGCUCUACCACCAAACUUGUUUCUCUGGGGUCACCAUUUCCUAUCUUUCACUGUUUCUAGUGACAAGGGUUCAGUUAAAGUGAAGGCCACAGCUCAUCAAACGAAUGAGAUCAUCGAAAUCGUAGGCGAUUUGCUUGUUGCAGCAGAUGGGUGCCUCUCCUCUAUCCGCCAAAGUUUUGUCCCUGACCAUAAACUGAGGUAUUCAGGUUAUUGUGCAUGGAGAGGCGUUCUUGAUUUUUCAGGAAAUGAGAAUUCAGAAACUAUAAUCGGCAUCCGGAAGGCAUACCCUGAACUUGGGAAAUGCUUGUACUUUGGCUUAGGUUCUGGAAGUCACACUGUGCUAUAUGAGCUUCUGAACCAGAGGCUCAAUUGGAUUUGGUAUGUCCACCAGCCAGAGCCUGAUCUGAAGCGUAACUCGAUGACCACGAAAGCAGGCAGUUAUGUGAUCCAGAAUAUGCACAAAGAAGCAGAAAAGGUGUGGCUUCCAGAGUUUGUGAGAGUGAUCAAAGAAACUAGAGACCCUUUCAUCAAUGCCAUAUAUGACACUGAACCCUUAGAACAAAUCUACCGGGACAAUGUGGUACUAGUUGGAGAUGCGGCUCAUCCCACAACUCCUCAUGCCUUAAGAAGCACGAACAUGUCGGUAUUAGAUGCUGCAGUGCUAGGCCAAUGCCUGCAGAAGUGGGGAGCAGAAAAUUUGCAAUCAGCUCUUGAAGAAUAUCAGUCGAUUCGGCUACCAGUUGUAUCCAAACAAGUCUUGCACGCAAGGCGAAUGGGUCGGAUUAAACAAGGCCUGGUUCUUCCUAAUCGACCAUCUUUCGACCCCAAGACUGCUAAUUCAGAGGAAUGCCAAGAGCUUCAACAGAGACUCAUGCCCUUUUUCAGUGAUGUUCCUGCCAUACUACUAUGAUUUAAAUGUUAUGCUCCUGGAAAUCGACAAGACAAAUUGUCCUUCCAAUUCGGUUGCUGAGAGCUUUAACAGAAGAAUACCACUCUUUUUUGUAUUUAUUUUGAUGCAAUGCAGCUAAUAAGGCAUGAUCUCUGUUUGAGUCUUGUGUUCAAACUAUUUAUGGAAGAACAGAAGGGUUAUAUGGCUACAA